Molecule: messenger RNA, 2232 nt
Organism: Propithecus coquereli (Coquerel's sifaka)
Lineage: Eukaryota; Metazoa; Chordata; Mammalia; Primates; Indriidae
Gene: SLC26A1
Product: solute carrier family 26 (anion exchanger), member 1
Exons: 2
Coding region: 17-2134 (705 amino acids)
Biological process (GO): transmembrane transport
Cellular component (GO): membrane
Molecular function (GO): oxalate transmembrane transporter activity; chloride transmembrane transporter activity; bicarbonate transmembrane transporter activity
Source: RefSeq, a predicted model, not a curated record
GGCCUGGCGCUACAGGAUGGAGGUGUCCUCUGAGCCCCUCCAGCAGGGCAGGGGGCUGGUGCUGGUCCGACGGCAGCCCCCAGUGCCCCAGAGUCUGCGCAAAACACUGAAGGCCAGGCUGCUGCGGAGCUGUACGUGCAGCCUGCCCCGCGCCAGGGCACUUGUGCAGGACCUGAUCCCUGCCAUAUGCUGGCUGCGCCAGUACCGCCCGCGGGAGUACCUGGCGGGUGACAUCAUGUCAGGUCUAGUCAUUGGCAUCAUCCUGGUGCCACAGGCCAUCGCCUACUCACUGCUGGCCGGGCUGCAGCCCAUCUACAGCCUCUACACGUCCUUCUUCGCCAACCUCAUCUACUUCCUCAUGGGCACCUCACGCCACGUCUCCGUGGGCAUCUUCAGUCUGCUCUGCCUCAUGGUGGGGCAGGUGGUUGACCGCGAGCUCCAGCUGGCCGGCUUCGACCCCUCCCAGGACAGCCCAGGGCCCAGAGCCAACGGCAGCGACCUCAACAACUCAGCUGCCACGCUGGUGCUUGGGCCACCCGACUGCGGGCGGGACUGCUACGCCAUCCGCAUUGCCACUGCCCUCACACUGGUGGCCGGGGUUUACCAGGUCCUUAUGGGCGUCCUCCAGCUGGGCUUCGUGUCUGCCUACCUCUCGCAGCCACUGCUCGACGGCUUUGCCAUGGGGGCCUCCGUGACCAUCCUGACCUCACAGCUCAGGCACCUGCUGGGUGUGCAGAUGCCUCGGCACCAGGGGCCGGGCAUGGUGAUCAGCACAUGGCUAAGCCUGCUGCGCAGCGCCAGCCAGGCCAACGUGUGCGAUAUGGUCACCAGCACCGUGUGUCUAGCAGUGCUGCUGGCUACCAAGGAGCUCUCAGACCGCUGCCGGCACCGCCUGAGGGUGCCGCUGCCCACAGAGCUUCUGGUCAUCGUGGUGGCCACGCUCGUGUCUCACUUUGGGCAGCUCCAUGAGCGCUUUGGCUCAAGUGUGGCUGGCAACAUCCCCACUGGCUUUGUGGCUCCACGGGUGCCAGACCCAGAGCUGAUGCAGCGUGUGGCCCUGGAUGCCGUGGCCCUGGCCCUCGUGGGCUCGGCCUUCUCCAUCUCACUGGCGGAGAUGUUCGCCCACAACCAUGGCUACUCCAUCCGCGCCAACCAGGAGCUGCUGGCCGUGGGCUGCUGCAACGUGCUGCCUGCCUUCUUCCACUGCUUCGCCACCAGCGCUGCCCUUGCCAAGAGCCUGGUGAAGACCUCCACUGGCUGCCGGACGCAGCUGUCCAGCGUGGUCAGCGCUGCUGUCGUACUGCUGGUGCUGCUGGUGCUGGCACCACUGUUCCAGGACCUGCAGCGGAGCGUGCUGGCGUGUGUCAUUGUUGUCAGCCUGCGUGGGGCCCUGCGCAAGGUGAGGGAUCUCCCUCAGCUGUGGCGGCUGAGCCCAGCUGACGCGCUGGUCUGGAUGGGCACUGCGGCCACCUGCGUGCUGGUCAGCACUGAGGCUGGGCUGCUGGCCGGCGUGAUCCUUUCACUGCUCAGCCUGGUGGGCCGUACACAGCGCCCACAUGCUGCCUUGCUCGCCCGCGUCGGGGACUCGGCCUUCUACGAGGAUGCCACAGAAUUCGAGGGCCUCAUCCCCGAGCCCAGGGUCCAGGUGUUCCGUUUCUCAGGGCCACUCUACUAUGCCAACAAGGACUUCUUCCUGCAGUCCCUCUACAGCCUCACGGGGCUAGACGCAGGGCGCUUGGCUGCCAGAAGGAAGGAACGGGGCUCAGAGGCGGGGGCCGGCGAAAGAGACCCUGUCGAGAGCAAAGAUGGCCCUGGGAGCAGCAGGGCCGCGCUGGUGCCCACAGCGGCCAGCUUCCACACGGUAGUCAUCGACUGUGCCCCGCUGCUGUUCCUGGACACGACUGGCAUGGCCACACUGCAGGGUCUGCGCCAAGACUAUAAGGCCCUGGGCAUCAGCCUGGUCCUGGCCUGUUGUAGCCCCCCAGUGAGGGAUGCUCUGGGGAGAGGUGGCUUCCUCAGGGAGGACCAGGGGGACGUGGCUGAGGAGGAACAGCUAUUCCACAGCGUGCACAGUGCCGUUCUGGCGGCACGAGCCCGCCGUGGGGAGCUGGCGGCUGCUGACUCCACCCUCUAGCAGGGCCAGGGCCUGCUCACUACUCCCUCCUGGGAGCCUGCAGUGCAGAUCUGCAGCCAUCGCUGAGAUCCUUCCUGGGGAGCGAUGCCAAGGGCUGG